AUGGAUGACUACGACUACAUCAUCAUCGGCGCAGGAAUCGGCGGUCUUGUUUUGGCAAAUCGGCUAAGCCAAGACACCUCCAUUACGGUCCUCCUCAUUGAAGCUGGCGCCAAUCGAAUGGGGGAUCCUCGUAUCGAAACCCCUGGACUUUUGGCCACGAUGUAUGGCAGCCCGGACUUUGACUGGGAUUACAUGAGUGUUCCGCAGGUCCAUGUAAAAAACCGACAAAUCGGCCAGCCCCGUGGUCGUGUCGUCGGCGGCUCCUCCGCAUUGAAUUUCUCCGCGAUUGUAUACCCUACCGCAUCAAACUUCGAUGCAUGGCAGGUGCUGGGAAGUUAUGGAUGGGGCGCCGAGAAUAUGGCCCCCCAUCUCCGGAAAUUUCAAUCGUAUACUGCACCCAGUGAGGCUACAGCAGAACUACUUGGGACAGGCCGAUACAUGAAAGUUGAUAACCAAGGAUGCGAUGGCCCUGUCCCCGUAUCUCUUCCAGAUGUUUAUGGGCCGCUCAAUAAGGCUUGGAACGAGACAUUUGCGAAAUUGAGCUGGGAAACAGAUGCCGAUCCUCUUGAUGGCCAUAAACUGGGCGCUUUUACUUGUCCACUAAGUGUCGAUGUCAAGACGGGGGCAAGAGGAUAUGCAGCGGCAUUUUACUCCCCUGGGGUUGCGGCGCGGCCAAAUCUUCGACUCCUCGCAGAGACUGUGGUCGAGCGAAUCCUCUUCACCCAGCAAGAGGGAGAUGUUAUCGCUACAGGUGUGCAAGUCAAGACCCACGACAGCUCAUACGAGAUCAAGUCAAAGAAAGAAGUUAUUCUGUGUGCAGGGAGCCUGAACUCCCCUCAAUUGCUCGAGCUCUCGGGCAUCGGCAGUGCAGAUCUGCUCCAGACCCACGGCAUCCCCGUAGUCAUCGACAACCCCGCUGUAGGUGAGAACCUUCAAGACCACAGCAUCACGAGCAUUAACUUGGAGGUCGCCGAUGGCCAGGUCUCGGUUGAUAUCCUGCGCGAUCCAAACGUUGUCAAGGCACUCAUCAAGCUUUGCGAGGAGACGCAUGGAGGCCCUCUCGCAGGUAUGCCCCUCAGUAUCGCCUAUCUCCCGUUAGUGGAUGGAACCGGCGCUGUGCCGAAAGAAGAAAUCAACUCCUUGCUCUCCAAAUAUCUCGACAACGAUAAUCUGCCGACUAAUCUGCAAGCGCAGUAUUCUCACAUCCGCAAGAUACUCCUCCAAAGUGAAGACCCCUCCUUGCACUACAUCUUCCUCCCCACCCAGCUCCACAUGAACCCAGGUAAAACAACCCUUACCGACGUGCGGGCCAAAUCUCUCCCAGAGAACUACAUCUCCAUCAUGAUGCUGCACAGCCACCCCUUCUAA
Penicillium digitatum Pd1 is the source of this 1368-nucleotide messenger RNA. Its product is annotated as GMC family oxidoreductase. Gene Ontology annotation, molecular function: oxidoreductase activity, acting on CH-OH group of donors; flavin adenine dinucleotide binding. NCBI's taxonomy places the organism in Eukaryota, Fungi, Ascomycota, Eurotiomycetes, Eurotiales, Aspergillaceae. The record is from RefSeq and is a predicted model, not a curated record.